AUGACAUGCGACGGCGUUGAAAGUCAUGCAGGUAUUGAUGAGGGUGUUGUCAACGUUUGGCUGAAUCUUUCCAGAAUUCCCAACCCCUUGCGACGAAUACAGCCCCACAAAGUUGAAGAAAAUGCCGAGAGAUUCUAUGAAAGAUAUCUAGGGAGGGUGGUGGAAGAGGAGAAGAUCGUGGUCGAAAGGGUGGUGGACAAGGACGUCUUCCUUCGAGGAGCAAACCUGGCAGUGGAGCAUGACGAGGAUGUGCUUUGCAUGUCAGAGUCAUCGAAAAUUCACAGAGUCUUCGAUUUACUCCGUGAAACGAAAGACCUCAAGGUCACUAUACUGGGGUGGCAGCAGUCGACAAUCAAUGCAAGUUCACGCUACUGGCAGGAAGACUUGCUACCGCCCUUGGGAGAGCAGCCAGAGGACAGUGCGUUGGCGUACCGUGAACUGAUGGCUGGACUUAUUGACGCUGCACCAUGGCUCUCAGGCAGCAUAAUCGGCGCUUGGUUAAGUGACCCUGUACAAGAGGGGAUACUUGGGAGGCGACGUGCUCUUUUUAUAUCGGCUGUCUUUUGUACAGCCUUUCCCAUAGCAACCGCGCGAAGCGAUAGUUGGGAAGAGCUUCUGAUUUUCCGGUUGCUGCUUGGGAUCGGAAUCGGCGCAAAGGCUUCCAUAGCCCCUGUAUUUGCUGCUGAGACUGCCGUCGAUCAUUUACGCGGUCGGCUUCUGAUGAUGUGGCAGCUUUUUGAUGCAUUUGGGAUCUUUCUUGGGUUUGUCUGCGUGUGGAUUGUUGACAAACAAUGGAGAGUCCUUUUAGGAACUGCAGCAGUUCCGUCCUUAAUAUUAUUGUUCCUGGUCUUUCUUUGCCCAGAAUCCCCCCGGUUUCUUAUGCGCAAGAAAAGGUACAGAGAGGCAUACCUGAGUCUCCGUCAUCUGCGUGGAAGCGACAUUCAGGCAUGCCGAGAUCUGUACUACAUACAUAGCCAGUUGCAGUAUGAAUCGCAACAACGGCUAGCCCUAGCCAAAGUGCGACACUUCAAACCGAAGGGAGAAGAAUGGCUGAAAAGCGAUGAAUUGAAUUACCAGGAUAUUGAGCUCCCGCCAAUGAAUUUUUUCAAGCGAGCGUGGGCUCUCUGGACCAACCCACGCAACCGAAGGGCGUGCAUUGCAGCCUUCAUAGUGAUGGCAUCGCAGCAGCUUUGUGGUGUAGGGCUUCUCGUGGAAUGUCCAUUCUUGGUUAAUGUGCUCGCAUUCUAUUCAUCCCAUCUAUUUGGAAGGGCGAACAAUGAAGAGUACGACUAUAUUAUGGCGCCUGGUCGGAGCGACGACCUAGACCGCGAUUCGCCUACUAAGGUGGCCUGGAUGAAUAUCGGCUUUGGUCUCGCGAAUUUUCUCUUCACUAUCCCGGCAUAUUGGUUCAUCGACAUGUCGCGGCGGCGAGGCCGCCGGAUAUUGCUACUGGUGUCGCUUGCAGGGAUAUUUUUCACCAUUAUUGCCAUUGGAUCCUUCUUCUUCAUUCCCAACGAUGACGCCCGCCUUGGACUCGUUUCAUUCUUUACGAUCGUCGUCUUUCUAUUCUUCUACGGCAUUGGAGCCGGGCCUGUGCCAUUUACAUUCAGCGCAGAGGUGUUCCCCCUGGCAUUCCGCGAAGUGGGUAUGAGUUUUAGCGUUAUGGUCAAUUUCCUAGGUCUUGGGUUCCUGGUUCUUCUUGUGCCCUUUUUAACGCGGGAAUUUGGAUCCAAUGGCAAUUCUUACCUUCUCUAUCUAUUCGGUGGACUUGACCUUCUGGCGUUCGGACUAGUAUUUCUCUUCGUCCCCAGCACGGGUCGAAUCCCGCUCGAGAACAUGGAUCACGUCUACACCAGUCGACAAGAAGACAUCUCAACAAGUGCGAAGACAUUUCCGAGCUUUACGGAGCCUUCGACGCAGCAAGAAAACCGAUACGCACAAUGA
Molecule: messenger RNA, 1944 nt
Organism: Aspergillus mulundensis
Lineage: Eukaryota; Fungi; Ascomycota; Eurotiomycetes; Eurotiales; Aspergillaceae
Exons: 12
Coding region: 1-1944 (647 amino acids)
Biological process (GO): transmembrane transport
Cellular component (GO): membrane
Molecular function (GO): myo-inositol:proton symporter activity
Source: RefSeq, a predicted model, not a curated record